Molecule: messenger RNA, 378 nt
Organism: Geodia barretti
Lineage: Eukaryota; Metazoa; Porifera; Demospongiae; Tetractinellida; Geodiidae
Source: the annotation of a GenBank genome assembly
AUGGUUAUUAAUAUAAUAUUUUACCAAUGUUCAGGACGUCCAGGUUUAGUGGAUACUCUAGACGUAUUGACACAUGUGCUACACAUCUAUCCCCAACACUAGGAACUAGACUGCAGUCAGAUGCUGCUCUGUCAGACAGCGAAUCAGGACUGAAACGUUCAGGACAAGGACAAAAAUGUUCAGGCUCAGCUCAUGGAAUAAAAAGGGUCAAGUUCUUGCUUUUUGAAGACAUGCCAGCACCCUACAGCGUAUAUAUAAGUGGGUGGAAUGUGAAACCUGCAACUCCUGGUUUCCCACUGUAUUUGCGUGUCAGUGAAGCCUAGCCAGGCGUCACCACCUACUUUCCACUUCGCUUCAAGUGUUCCUUUUGCAACUAAU